Dimorphilus gyrociliatus is the source of this 2492-nucleotide messenger RNA. The record is from the annotation of a GenBank genome assembly. NCBI's taxonomy places the organism in Eukaryota, Metazoa, Annelida, Polychaeta, Dinophilidae.
AAUAGAGAAUGGCGUCGUAUAAGAUAAAUUUUGUACUUUUCUGUUUAACUGUGAUUUCUAUUGUCCGACAAUCUCUCUGUUCGAAAAAUAUUAGAUUACGAGCAGAAAGGGAUGUAGUAUUUAUGGCCAAUGAACAAUCAAACAUACAAUCUCAGCUAUCUUUUAAAGGGAGUUUGGAAGGGAUUCACCAUCUCAAAGGUGUAAAAGAUAUCACCGGAGAGGCAUUUAAAAGAAAGAGAUGGCGAAGAAGUCUCAAUGAUAACUCUGAUAGUAUAUGUUCAAGUAGAAAAGUAGAAAUAGAGGGUAGACUUCAAGCAAACGGUAUUAAAGAGAAAUUUCUCACAGAGGUUCUAAUAGCGGUUACAACAAAUUCAAUCAACUAUUUAAAACCAUCGACUGUAUACAGAAGGUUUAUUGAUCAUGGAAGAAGCUUCACAAAAAUUAAUAAGGCUGUUGCCAAAGAUAAAGCAGAACUCUUAAUACGACCUGGUAAUGGUCUGCAAAAGCAUGCACUAGAUACAACAAAGCUGUAUAUUAUUGAGAGUAUAGAAUAUAAAAGCAUAAUCUACAUAAGUCAUGAUAGUGGAAAAACUUGGAAAAAAACUGUAGCUGAUUUCGAUAUAUCGAGUGUGUUUGUUUUUCAUCCCAUAAAACAACAAUUAAUUCUUACGUUAAAUGACCGCCGAAUUGACAGACCUUUAUAUAUCAGUAAAGAUGGAGCAUUUAGCUGGAGAUUAUUGAGAUAUUAUGUGGUAGAAUUCUCCUGGAGUGAUAUUGAUGAAGAUAUAAUUUAUGCAACUGUCAAAGAUGAUUUCCAUAAUCCACUUCAUAAAUUGUUAAAAAUUAAUGUCAGAAACAACAAAACUCAAGUGGUCUUGGACAAUGUACAUAGUUUUGGAAAUAAACAAAAAUUUUUGUAUGCAUCUGUCCAACUUCCAAAGAAAGAGGUUCGCAUGCUUAUGGUAUCAAUUGACGAAGCUAAGACCUGGAUUGAAGCUCAAGUUCCACACCUGACCAGCGAUAGAUUCUUCUCCGUUUUGGAUAUGAGUGAGGAUUUAAUUUUUCUUCAUGUCGACAAUCCAGGAGAUACAGGACACGGGACACUCUACACAUCAGGCGCCCGGGGUCUCGUGUACUCCGAAUCUCUUCUUCGUCAUUUAUACCCCAACACACGCACUGGCGAUCUAACAGACUUUUAUAAAGUAUUAUCAAUGGAUGGUGUCUACAUAACUUCGAAGAUUUUGGAAAGUACAACUAUCAUUACAUUGAUCAGUUAUGAUCGAGGAGCGGAAUGGAAAAGCGUUCCUGUACCAAAAAAUGCAGAAUGCUCAAUGGAAGUUUGUUCUCUACAAAUCUAUAAUUCAUAUAGUGCAUCUCAAGGAGUUAAAGGCUCCAGACCUGUUAGCGUAGCAAAUGCUCCAGGACUAAUUAUUGUCCAUGGGCAUGUUGGUGAUUCCCUGCAAAGGAGAGAUACUGACGUAUAUAUUUCUAAUGAUGGAGGAUAUUCUUUUUUUUUGGCUCUAAAAGGACCUCAUAUAGUGCAAAUAGGUGAUCAUGGGGGACUGUUAGUAGCUAUUCCCAAAGAUGGGGUCAGCAAGACUUUAAAAUUUUCCACGGACGAAGGUAAUUGUUGGAUAGAUUAUAAAUUCACAACCAAAGAGAUAAUUGUUACUGGCCUUUUAACUGAACCUGGGAAUAAGGUUAUGACUGUGAGCAUUUGGGGCUAUACUGAAGAUACGCAUGAAUGGAAUAUUAUUGUUGUUGACUUUGAGGCAGUUAUAAAGGAACAAUGCAAACAGACGGAUUAUGAAGAGUUUCAUCCACACAAAGGAAACAAGCUAAACGGCUGUUAUCUAGGAUUAAAAAAAGUAUUAAAAAAAUUGAAGAAAGAUAGCAUUUGUAGAAAUGGUUAUGAUUAUUCAGUUGAAGUUAAAGACUCUAGUGUUUGCAAGUGUGACAAGUCAGAUUAUGAAUGUGACUACGGUUACGUGAGAAAUGGAAUCGAUGAAUGUAAAAUAUCUCCGGACUUCAAAGGCGAAGAUCUCUUCAUUUGCGAAAGGGGGCAUUUAGAAAAAAUCGUCAGCGAGGGGUACCGCUUAAUUCCAGGUGAUAAAUGUAAGGGUGGGUUUAGGCCAAUAUCGCGAGAGAUCGAUAUGACAAAAGUUUGUAGGAAGGAAAAUCGUAUGAUCUAUUCUAAACAUAAAUCUGUAUCUGCUGGAAAAAUUGCUUUCUGUGUUAUUUUUGUUUUGUUUUUGGUGUGUGCUAUUCUGAUUUUCUUAUGGAGGAGAUAUUAUACGAAGAAAGCAGACACCGGUGUACAAUACUCCAUUUUGACAGAGGAGAGUAAAAGAGUUUCAAUUUGGUCGGAUAAUGAAGAUGAGCUGAAUAAAUUCGAAAAUACUACUCAUAACUCGACGGAUACGGCUAAAAUUAAUGAUUCAUCGGCAAUAAAACCUUUCCAUGAUGAUUCAGAUGUAGAAAUGCUGGAAUAG